AAAUCACCUUCAACCAAGACUGAGAGAGAGGAGAAUCCACAUCUCCUCAGAUAGGUGCUCAGAGAGGGGCUUAGGAAUGGCGCAAUGGAUCUAUCAGGUUUUGCUCCCCUGCCUCCCACUCGAGGGCUUCCUUCCGUCCUGCAGCGGGGAGGCUGUCUGUACUCAGCCUUCUCCCUGCCCCCAGGUGGCAGGACUGCAUUUGUUCAGGAGCAGACAGACCAGCGAGCCUCUGCUCUCCUGGUCUGCUGGUCUUGGCCCUGGCCGUCAUCACACCAGGGCCCGCCCCCCUCUCCCCUCUGAGCCCCGCCUCCUGCCGCUGGCUCAGCCUCCCAGCCCUGGACACAGUCAGUACACACAGCCCAGAGGCUGAGCUCAAGGAGAAACAAAAGGAACUGCCAGGGUCCCCAUGGCUAUGGCCAGCACCUUCAUACCAGGACUGAACCCCCAGAACCCUCAUUAUAUCCCAGGGUACACUGGACACUGCCCACUACUUCGGUUCAGCAUGGGCCAGACCUACGGAGAGAUGACUGGGCAGCUACUUCGCAGCUCUCCUGGCCUCGCCUGGCCCCCCGCCCACCGCACACUUCUGCCUCCCAUUCGGCCUCCAAGAUCCCCCGAGCCUCGCAGGAGAAGCCUGCCUGUCAGGCGUGGACACGAAAGGCUCAGCUCCAGCAUGGUCCCCGGGUACACAGGUUCGGAUACGGGUAUGAACAGGGUCCCCCAUCCCAGAACACGGGCCCCACGCUCUAAUGCAUCUCCUUUGUCCCCUGCCCACCUAGGUUUUGUGCCACAGGCACAGUUCAUCUUUGCCAAGAACUGCAGCCAGGUCUGGGCUGAGGCUCUGAAUGGUUUUACUCAGUGGAGCGGAGGACAGGGGAGUCAGGAGCUGCCCAAAGAGGCCAAGGGAGAAAAAGACGUGGAGAAAGACCAAGAGCCAAAGCCGGGGGCAGAGCUGGAGGCAGAAAAGGAGCCGGAGCUGGGGCAGGAGGCGGAACAAGCUUCCCCUUAUUCCAUGGAUGACAGAGACCCUCGCAAGUUCUUCAUGUCAGGCUUCACUGGUUAUGUGCCCCGUGCUCGCUUCCUCUUCGGCUCCAGCUUUCCUGUGCUCAGCAACCAGGCGCUGCAGGAGUUUGGAAAGAUGAAGUCACCGGGCAGGUCCCAGAAGGAUCCUAAGCAUCUCCCCGCACUGUCCCGGACCUACCCUCAGCGCCUGGGCCUUUUACCUAAAUACGGGGGCUAUGUCCCAGGGUAUAAGUUCCAGUUCGGCCGCACGUAUGGGCAUCUCACCCAGGAUGCUCUGGCUCUCAGCGCCCUCCAGAAGCAGCUCCUGGUGUAGGUACCUGGCAUUUAAGUUCUCUCUUCCCUUGUCAUCCUAUCCCAGCCAUCCUUUUGGAAAGAAGAAAGGCGGGUUGGCAGGAGGAAGCACAAAGAGAGAACAGUUUGGAGGCCGAGCACCUUUUUUAUUAAUAGGUGUAAUAAAUAAAUAA
Messenger RNA from Budorcas taxicolor (takin), 1487 nucleotides. It is a transcript of the gene CIMIP2B, whose product is annotated as family with sequence similarity 166 member B. The transcript has 5 exons. NCBI's taxonomy places the organism in Eukaryota, Metazoa, Chordata, Mammalia, Artiodactyla, Bovidae. The coding region runs from base 407 to 1336 and encodes 309 amino acids. The record is from RefSeq and is a predicted model, not a curated record.